AGGUCACUCAUCAUCAACACGUAUGUGACGUAUGGGUGAGGGUGAGGGUAAUAUAUGAGGGAGAGGCCUAUAUAAGAACUACAUAUUGGUAACACAGAAUACACAUCAAAUUAUUAUAAACUUGGUAGCUAUUAGAUAAUAUAUAGUUAUAAUGUCAAGAAUAAUAAUGCCAGUGUUGCUCUUUGUAGCCACUCUAGUGGCUAGCGCCUAUGGUUCAUCAUAUUAUCCUCUUAUAACGAACGAAAUUCACCUCAUCAGGCCCAAGUCCGGGUCAGGUGGCACCCCCGUGAACGGAUUGUCUUGCCUUAGUUGGCGAUUUGGUGUGGAAACGAACAACAUAAUCAACUGGAAAACCGUUCCAUUGUCAUGUGAGGACUACAUAGGCCACUACAUGUUGGGAAGUCAGUACAGAAAAGACUCUAAAACUAUUAACAAAGAGGCUUUCUUCCACGCUAGUAGCCUCAACAUUUCCAAGAAUGGCAACGACGCAUGGGUCUUUGACAUUGAUGAGACUACUCUCUCUAACUUACCUUAUUAUGCCGAAAAUGGCUUUGGGGCGGUGCCAUACAACGCAACGAAGUUCAAUGAAUGGGUUUUCACGGGAAAUGCCCCAGCUUUGCCGGAGAGUCUUAAGCUUUACAAUAAGUUGGUUAAUUUGGGAGUUAAGAUUGUGUUUAUCACUGGUAGAACUGAAGAUCAAAGAGAUGUUACUGAGGCCAAUCUUAAAGCUGUUGGAUACAACACUUGGGACAGGCUUGUACUCAAGGGAAGUGAUUAUGUAGGGAAAACAGCAGUUGAGUACAAAUCAGCUCAAAGGAAGAAAGUGGAGGAAGAUGGAUACAGAAUUAUUGGGAACAGUGGAGAUCAAUGGAGUGAUUUGUUGGGCACAAACAUUGGCCUUAGAACCUUCAAAUUGCCUGACCCAAUGUACUACAUUGGUUAAUAUUACUUUCUCUAAUUAUUAAGAUAUCCCCACUACUAAGUAAUUUGUAAUUUGAAUAAGCUAGAGCUACAUUCUACUGUACUGGAUCUGGAUGUUGUGCAAUCUUUUUUUUCCUAUAAAUAAUAUGUAUGUUGAGAACUAUUCUACGUUUGAAUGUGGGGACAAAAUAAUUUUAAGCUUUAAAAA
Molecule: messenger RNA, 1129 nt
Organism: Cannabis sativa
Lineage: Eukaryota; Viridiplantae; Streptophyta; Magnoliopsida; Rosales; Cannabaceae
Product: acid phosphatase 1
Exons: 3
Coding region: 152-943 (263 amino acids)
Molecular function (GO): acid phosphatase activity
Source: RefSeq, a predicted model, not a curated record